CUUAAGCAACACCUGCUGAAAGAAAAGCUGACCAGAAAUUCUUUCGAUUAAGAUAGACGUUGCAGAGUGUUAGAGAGAUAUUAAAGUUUUUUAAUAGCAAGUAACUGAUUUAAACAAAACUGGAUUAUAAUGAAAUAUUUUCUUCGACUAUCAUGUUUUGCUUUCAUGUUCGGAAUCUAUCUCGCUUAUAAUGACUUGUAUAUGUUUGUGCCAAAAAAUGGACCACCUCCACCAAAAUGUCCUCCAAAUGAAGUGUUCAAGAUAUGUCUGAGUAAUUGUUCCAACUGUGAGCAGCGUGGGUUUUGCAUUUUGAGAGAGUGCAGGAUAAAUGGAUGUGAUUGCAUACCCCAUUUUGUAAGGCUGACACCAGGUGGUCCUUGCGAGCCUGUCAGCCAGUGCCCACAACCACAAUGUGACGAAAAUGAAGUGUUUAGACAGUGUGGCCCAAUGUGUGAAAGAUGUGGAACAUUCAAUUGUAAAAUGGUACAUUGUGAGCACAAAUGUUAUUGUAAAGAAGGAUAUAAACGUAACGAAACUGGAAAGUGUAUACCUCAAGAUGAAUGUCCUCCCAAAACGCGAUGUGCUCGUGAGGAAGAGUGGAGAGAUAGUGGAUUUGAGGAUGAGUACUGCUUACACGAGGAGGGAGAAAUUGUUUCCAAUUCUACUGUAAACGCCACUCGAUGUUAUUGCAAAGAGGGAUUCAGAAGAAGUGGUUUGGGACAUUGUAUGGAGGAAAAAUAUUGCCAUAUUGUGAAAUGCAGUGGUCCUGAGACGUACCAAAAUUGUCCAAGAAGAUGUAAUUCCACUUGUCGUACUUAUGGAGAUCCUGACUGUGUAGAGGAUGGUCAAUGCUACCCAGGCUGCUUUUGUCCUGAGGGAAUGUAUAUGAAUGAUUUUCGAUUGUGCGUAAAACUUGAGCAAUGUCCACCAGGAUCGAGCCCUUAUAUUCCCACCUUUCCCCCACAAGAGGAAACCACCAUACCAUCUAGUGUCGGCGAAGAUCUCCAACAGAAUGAAGCUACUACACCAACCACUGGAGGAAGUGAAGAAUCUGAAAAAUCUGCUAACUCAGAAGCAACAGCUAGAGCUGAAGCUAGAGCUAGUGCUGAAGCUGGAGCUAGUGCGGAAGCUGGAGCUGUAGCUAGCGCUGAAGCUGUAGCUGUAGCUGAUGCCGAAAGUGGAGACGGUGCAGAAAUGCCUGAAAACUUACGUGGGGAAGACAUAGAAUCUGGUGAUGAAACAGGUGCAGGUACACAGCAGUCCACAGAUUCGACUUCUUCUCCAAAAAGGAGAUCUUCCAAGAGACCGAAGACUCGAGCGAGGGCUCAUAGUGACGCAUCAGUCCAAGCAGAGGCUGAGGCGGCCUUAGGCGCAAUAAGAGAAGCUGGCGGUGAAGAAAAAGAAUGAUGUUGCUGUUUUACAGUUCAUUAUUUCCCUUAAUGUCAAUUAAGAGCAUAUAAUGAAUAUUUUGCACUGAAUAAAAAGUGCAAGUUGGAUCUACUCUUUGAUGUUUUUGUAUAAACACCAAUUGAUGACAUAUACAGGAACUUGUCUGAUGUAAAUACAUUUAAUGAUUUUUUAAUCAAAAUAUAACGACUAGGUAUAGCUUUUUUCUUCGUUCUUACUAUUGUUUGAACUAUCACAUGGUUUAGAACUAUGAAAAUAUUUCUUUUGAGACAUGUAAGAAAGCAAAUAAAGUUACUAGUUUUGUUAUA
This is a messenger RNA of Parasteatoda tepidariorum (common house spider), 1715 nucleotides long. RefSeq lists its product as uncharacterized. Lineage: Eukaryota; Metazoa; Arthropoda; Arachnida; Araneae; Theridiidae. The record is from RefSeq and is a predicted model, not a curated record.